AUGCAUGAGCUCCAACGCGACAACACCGCGACCUUCUCUUUCCUCGAAGGUGACGUCGAUUCAGAUCCCGGGCCUGGAAUCGCCGGUUACUAUGACGGUCCGUACUACAGCUACUACCGUUUCCCACGCACCUUUUCCCACGAGGACAGCGAUGAGUCCGACAUCCUGGAGGCGUACGAGCAACUGAGUGAAACAGUUGCCCUGGAAGGUCCGUUUGAUGGGGUUCUAGGCUUCUCCCAUGGCGGCACAUUGGCGGCUGGGUUCAUGAUCCACCACGCCAAGAUGAAUCCAAAUGAGCCGGCGCUAUUUCGAUGCGCAAUCUUCAUCAAUUCCCUCCCACCGUUCCGUAUGGAACCUGGGAAGCGUCCUGUCGUAGACGAGGGAUUGGAGGGGUUUAUCUCUAUCCCCUGCGUGCAUAUCGCCGGAGCUAAAGACCCACUCUUUGAAUACUCAAUGGCCCUGUAUCGACUCUGUGCUGGAAGGGAUUCGACAUUUGCCGUACAUGGGAAGGGCCAUGAUGUCCCCAGUGAUCGGAAGAAUGUCGCCAUAAUCGCCACUGCAAUUCGAAAACUGUCCAGUCAAAUUUUGUGA
Molecule: messenger RNA, 591 nt
Organism: Penicillium psychrosexuale
Lineage: Eukaryota; Fungi; Ascomycota; Eurotiomycetes; Eurotiales; Aspergillaceae
Product: putative DUF341 family oxidoreductase
Exons: 1
Coding region: 1-591 (196 amino acids)
Cellular component (GO): cytoplasm; nucleus
Source: RefSeq, a predicted model, not a curated record